AUGGCCACCAUCCGCCACGAGUUCUACGACCCCAACUGCGCGGACGAGCAGGAGGUCAAGCUCCCCUCCGCUCCCCGCGUCACCCUCAGCGCGAAUGCGAGCAUCCAGCCUCCCCUUACGCGCCGCGGCACUGGCCCGGGGAUGAUAAUGUUCCUCCCCUCGCCCGACAAGUACCAGGCGAAGGGGGGCAGCUCCGCGGAAGGCAUCAGCGUGCAGAAAUCCCUCGACCCCGAGCCCGUGCAGAAGUGGGCGGAGGAAGGGUUCGCGGUCGUCGGCGUGGUCGAGCCUGCUGCGCCGAACGCGGAGUGGGACGUACCGAAGGCGCUGGCGGAGGGGCUGAAGGCACUGCGUGCGCUUCCUGAGUUGGACACGCAGGACAAGUUCGCGAUGUUGGGUACUUGCUUUGCAGUGUACGAUGCGAGCAUUCUUGCAACGGUGCAAGAAGCGGCCGCCCAAUACCCCGAGCUCGUCUGCGUCGUCACAUUUGCGUCCGAAAUCCAGGACAAGUCCGCAUCAAAGCCCACCCUCUACCACCUCUCCGCCGCCGAAGCACCGACGGACACAGGCUCGGUACAAGCGCACGCAUACCCCGACGCCAAGUCCCCCUUCUUCGUAUUCCCUUCUUCGCCAGACUACGACCCCGGUAGCGCAACGGCGGCACAUUGCAAGUCGCUCGUCUUCCUGCGCAAGCACGUCGGGGGUCCGAACUUCGACAUCGAGGCGGUCUGGGACGAGCACACAUUCUUCGAGUUCGAGCUGCGUAGCGUGGCGCGGACGAUGGGGACGAUGGUGCAGGAGCCAUAUGUCAACCAUGUCACUACUGUAAGCAUGACAGGCGGCGUCGGACGAAAAGAGCUUACCGCGUUCUACCGGGACCACUUCAUCUUCAGCAAUCCGCCAGAUACGGUCAUGAAGAACGUCUCACGCACCGUCGGUGUCGACCGCGUCGUCGACGAAUUCAUCUUCUGCAUCACGCAUACCACACAAGUGGACUGGCUCCUGCCAGGCGUACCACCAACGGGGAAGAAGAUGGAGAUCCCGAUGAUGGGCGUCAUCAACGUCCGCGGCGACCGCUUAUAUCACGAACAUAUCUGGUGGGACCAGGGCACCGCGCUCAAGCAAGCCGGCUUGCUCCCCGACAUCCUCGAGGUGCCCACAGCGAACGGCCCGCGCAAGCUCAAGCUACCAGUCGCCGACGAGGCCUGCGCACGCCUACUAGUCAACGAGUCCGACGGCGUGUGCAAUGAGAUGCUGGACUGGGGGUAUCAGGAUUAG
Molecule: messenger RNA, 1275 nt
Organism: Schizophyllum commune H4-8
Lineage: Eukaryota; Fungi; Basidiomycota; Agaricomycetes; Agaricales; Schizophyllaceae
Exons: 5
Coding region: 1-1275 (424 amino acids)
Biological process (GO): polyketide metabolic process
Source: RefSeq, a predicted model, not a curated record